Acanthamoeba castellanii str. Neff is the source of this 963-nucleotide messenger RNA. RefSeq lists its product as uncharacterized. The record is from RefSeq and is a predicted model, not a curated record. NCBI's taxonomy places the organism in Eukaryota, Discosea, Longamoebia, Acanthamoebidae. The transcript is spliced from 5 exons. Bases 1 to 963 code for a protein of 320 amino acids.
AUGAGGCCAAGGAGAUCAUUUUCCAAAACACGGCCAACAGACCCAACAAGUAUCGGGUGGUCAACGAUUGCCUGUUCUUUACCGUGGACGCGGACGAGGGCGAGAUCCCGGAGGGCGGUACGGCCCGGGUGCUGGUGCGACCCAACAUGGCGGCCAUCCACCAGAACCGACGUCUCUUCCUCAAGGAGAAGUACAUCGAGGAGCACAUCACCGUCUACAGCUUCCACCCCCAGCGCUACACCGAACGUUGCUUCGUCGCCAUCCGGCUCGUGCUCGGGCACCUGCCCUCCGACGUCUUCUACACCUCCCCGGAACGCGUAUCCGUUCUUUACGCUGGAGGAGCGGAUCGUGUGCUUCAUGCGCGAUCUGAACCUCUUCUUCACCCACCCGGGACCACGACGAGGGGAGCAGCCGGAGGAUAUGAGCCUGGACGAGGCCACGUCGCGUGAGCAGCAGCAGCGGAACCCGCUCGGCGCGGCGCUGGUCAACAUCAGCAACCAGACCGACAACGAGGAGCGGCAGCGAUGGAUGGACCGAGUGUCGUUCGAGCUCCACUACAUCACCGACCAGCUCGGCUUCUACGGCCUCAAGAAGCAGACCGGCGGCAACGCCCUGCGCCUGGCCCACCUCUUGUUCUCGGGCCUGCAAAAGCAGUACGACGUGAACGCGCUCAUCCACAAGUGGGGCAAGUCCAAGCAGCAACACCCCAGCAGCCCGCACGUGCGAGAGGGCUCCAAGGUGCUGCUCUUCAUGAUUGAGCAGUGGGCCGGUCGGUUGAGCUACUUUGUGGGCCUGUUCCCGGAGGCCAACGAGGACCUGGAGCUGUUGCGAGCACUGCGCACUCGGCUCCACACUCAGAGCGGCCUCCUCCAGGCCUUCCUUCAAGGUGCCGCGACCGCCACCACCGACGCCGCCGCCGCCAGCAGCAAGGCUCCGAAGGAGAAGGAGAAGGAGGAGGACUAG